Molecule: messenger RNA, 936 nt
Organism: Procambarus clarkii (red swamp crayfish)
Lineage: Eukaryota; Metazoa; Arthropoda; Malacostraca; Decapoda; Cambaridae
Source: RefSeq, a predicted model, not a curated record
AUGACUGCCUUCCUGGAUGAAAUAAUUUCGCACUUAGAGGGGUUAAGGACGAAAGCCGGGGUGAAGUUCAACAGUUGUGAAGACACCUGUGGCUUCACCAGCUGUGAAGAUCCCUGUGACUUCACCAGCUGUGAAGAUCCCUGUGGCUUCACCAGCUGUGAAGAUCCCUGUGGCUUCACCAGCUGUGAAGAUCCCUGUGGCUUCACCAGCUGUGAAGAUCCCUGUGGCUUCACCAGCUGUGAAGAUCCCUGUGGCUUCACCAGCUGUGAAGAUCCCUGUGGCUUCACCAGCUGUGAAGAUCCCUGUGGCUUCACCAGCUGUGAAGAUCCCUGUGACUUCACCAGCUGUGAAGAUCCCUGUGGCUUCACAAGCUCUGUGGAAGAUCCCUGUGGCUUCACCAGCUGUGAAGAUCCCUGUGGCUUCACCAGCUGUGAAGAUCCCUGUGACUUCGCUAGAUGUGAAAACCUCUGUGACUUCACCAGCUGUGAAGAUCCCUGUGGCUUCGCUAGAUGUGAAAACCUCUGUGACUUCACCAGCUGUGAAGAUCCCUGUGACUUCACCAGCUGUGAAGAUCCCUGUGGCUUCACCAGCUGUGAAGAUCCCUGUGGCUUCACCAGCUGUGAAGAUCCCUGUGGCUUCACCAGCUGUGAAGAUCCCUGUGGCUUCACCAGCUGUGAAGAUCCCCGUGACUUCACCAACCCUGUGAAGAUCCCUGUGGCUUCACCAGCUGUGAAGAUCCCUGUGGCUUCACCAGCUGUGAAGAUCCCUGUGGCUUCACCAGCUGUGAAGAUCCCUGUGACUUCACCAGCUGUGAAGAUCCCUGUGACCUCACCAGUUGUGAAGAUCCCUGUGACUUCACCAGCUGAAGUUCUUCCAGCAGGGAGCCUUGUGUGCCUGCCAGGUGCCUUCCAGCAACCAGAUAUUUUGAAAAUGUGA